AUGGCGACUUCAAAACAUUUCCUUAAAAACCAUUUAUUUAAUCACAUACUUUUCCGCCAAGAAACAUUCGUGCUCGGGCGAAAAACCGAUUGUGACAAACUUAAUUCCCUUAGUUUUAGAUUUAACAACUUAGAAGGCGAAAUUUCAAAUGCCAUUGGAAACUUGAUCUCUCUUAAUCACCUUGAUCUGUCGGGCAAUCAACUUCAAGGAAAAGUACCAGCCUCUUUAGGAGAUCUUUGCAAAUUGAAGGAGAAGGAUUUGUCAUAUAAUGGAAUUAAUCAAGACAUAUCAGAAAUCCUACGGAGUCUGUCUAAAUGUUGUUUGGAGAGCUUAGAGUCAUUGAGUAUGAUAGAUAACCAACUUUCUAGCCAUUUAACUCAUAAACUUGGGCAAUUUAAAAAUUUAGCUUACCUGAACCUUGCUCGAAACAACAUUUCUGGUCCCAUUCCACUGUCAAAAGGGGAGUUAUCAUCUUUGAAGGACUUUGAGGUUUCAAAAAAUCAAUUAAAUGGAUCCCUUUCUGAAUUUGUUUGCAAUUCAUCAGUGGCAUCAUUGUCUGUUCUUAACAUUGAUACAAAUCUUCUCUCUGGAGAAAUUCCAGAUUGCUGGAACUUUUGGUGGAGUUUGAGGAUCUUAAAUUUGGAAAACAACAAUUUGACAGGAAUAAUCCUAUCUUCUUUGGGAGAUGCAAGUCUUGAAAUGCUAAACCUUCGGAACAAUAGCAUGUUUGGAGAAUUACCCUCCACUUUGCAAAGUUAUAGGAGUUUGGUUUUUCUUGAUCUCAGUGAAAAUCAUUUCAGUGGAAGAAUACCUGCAUGGAUUGGUGACAAGCUCUCUUACCUUAUGGUACUAAGCCUCCGGUCAAAUAACUUUGGUGGGCAUAUCCCUCAUCAAAUUUGCGCUCUUCAAUCUCUUCAGAUCUUGGACCUUGGACUCAAUGACAUUUCAGGAGCUAUUUCAAAAUGUUUGAGAAAUUUAAGUGCAAUGGCCACUAAAGAAAAACAAAGUAAAUACUAUUAUGAAGCGGAGAUGUUUGUUAGAAAUGCAUAUAGCAUCAAUUUUUUGAUGAGUGCGUCAUUGGUGCUGAAAGGGCGAGAGGACUUGAAUCUCCUAACAGGAAAUAUACCAGACAUCAUUGGUGACUUCAAGUUGAUGGAAUCACUUGAUUUGUCAAUGAAUCAUUUACAUGGUGGAAUCCCUUCAAGAUUCUCAAAUUUGAAUUUCUUGAAUCACUUCAACGUGUCCUACAACAACCUGACAGGACAAAUCCCAACAGAUACUCAGCUUCAAAGCUUUGAAAACUCUUCCUUCAUGGGCAAUCAUCUCUGUGGGCCUCUUGUGAGUAAAAGCUGUAGCACUAAAGGUGUUCCUACUGAAGCUACAAAGAAUGGAGAAAGCAGUGGAAGAAGUAGAGUGAACGGGUUUUAUGUGAGCAUGGUUGUUGGGUUUGUAAUGGGAUUUUGGGGAGUGGUGGCUCCCCUGUUUUUCAUCAGGUCAUGGAGUUUCAUGCAAGGAAGAAAAAUAACUCGGUUCAUAGCAACUGAACUGAAUUUGAUGUUGUAA
Messenger RNA from Hibiscus syriacus, 1563 nucleotides. RefSeq names its product receptor-like protein EIX2. The transcript is spliced from 4 exons. Lineage: Eukaryota; Viridiplantae; Streptophyta; Magnoliopsida; Malvales; Malvaceae. Bases 1 to 1563 code for a protein of 520 amino acids. The record is from RefSeq and is a predicted model, not a curated record. Gene Ontology annotation, molecular function: protein binding.